Rhododendron vialii is the source of this 1447-nucleotide messenger RNA. RefSeq names its product homeobox-leucine zipper protein HAT7-like. The record is from RefSeq and is a predicted model, not a curated record. Gene Ontology annotation, cellular component: nucleus. The transcript has 3 exons. The coding region runs from base 214 to 1032 and encodes 272 amino acids. NCBI's taxonomy places the organism in Eukaryota, Viridiplantae, Streptophyta, Magnoliopsida, Ericales, Ericaceae. Gene Ontology annotation, molecular function: sequence-specific DNA binding; DNA-binding transcription factor activity, RNA polymerase II-specific. Gene Ontology annotation, biological process: positive regulation of DNA-templated transcription.
CUCUCUCUCUCUCUCUCUCUCUCUCUCUCUCUCUCUCUCUCCACAUGUUAGUCACCGCUGUCCUCCAGUCUAGAACCCCAUCUUCUCUCUCAAAAUUAAGAAAAAGAAAAAAGAAGAAAACAAAACACAUCAUAAGUGUCAGACUUUCAUUUCAAUUUUCAUCAGCCUUUCCCAACUUUUAGGUAUUUUGUUCACACCCAUCAGUACUGUUUCAUGUUUCGUGGUGGUAUGGCUUUUCUCUCACCUAAUGAUCAGUUCAUCUUUCCACCCCAUGAUGAAGAAGAGAUCCGCCCUCCUCAUGACUCCAUCCUUCCUUCAUGCCCAGCUCCUCAACACUUCCCAGGUUUUCCAGCCAACCUAAUGAGGAGAUCCAUGUCGUUUUCCGGGGUCGGAUCGACCCGGUGCGAAGAAGCAAUGCAAGUGGAAGACGAUAUAAUUUCGGACGACAUGGGAUCGGAACAAAUAGCAGGAGAGAGGAAGAAGAUUAGGCUGAGCAUGGAGCAGGUGAAGGCCCUGGAGAAGAGCUUCGAGGUGGUGGGAAACAAGCUCGAGCCGGAGAGGAAAGUGCAGCUGGCCAGGGCUCUCGGGCUGCAGCCGAGGCAGGUAGCCAUCUGGUUCCAGAACAGGAGGGCUAGGUGGAAGACCAAGCAACUGGAGAGAGACUAUGACUUGUUGAAGAGGAAGUUUGAGGCUCUCAAGUCUGACAAUGAUGCCCUUUUGGCCCAUAACAACAAACUUCAUGCUGAGUUAUUGGCCCUAAAAGGGAUGGAAUCAAGUGGAAAUGGACCCAUUGACCUGAAAAAAGAAACAGAGGGUUCAUGGAGCAUUGGAAGUGAUAAACACAAGAUAUUCCAUUCAUCGAAUGGGACCCACCUCCCGCAAAACUCAUCACGAUCAUCAUCAGAAAACAUCCAGUUCCAGAAAUUCGAUCAGACGGUCACCGAUGAAAGCUUGUGCAACAUGUUCAUGGGCGGCAUCGCAGGGGAUCAGUCCGGAUUUUGGCCAUGGCCAGAGCAGCAACAUCUCCAUUGAUUGAAUUUGAACCACAAUCCUAAUUUUCAAAAUUUCACAUAUUCCCACUGUGCAGUUUGUUUUUGGGCUCUUUCCAUCUUCGAAAUUCGUUCCGCGAUCCUUAAUAGCAAAUCUAUCCGUCCGACUAUGUCUUGGGAUUUGUGUUUUGUGUUUUUUUUAGAUUUUCUUCGAAACAUUGCGCAGCAGUUAAGAGUGAUCGAUUGACCUGAAAGACGAGGACAGGGAAUUUUAAGGAAGAAAAAAUCCUUGUUCUCGAUCGGUUUGGCAACUAGACGGUGCAUAAAAAAUACCACCUCCGUUCUCAGUGGCAUGUUGGUCUGUUUUGAAUUUUGAUAUUUUUUUUAUACUACGUUUUGUAUAUUUGGACUUUCCCUUUAUUAUCUUGAGAAUGAAAGGAAACACCAGUGUUACACUU